Perca flavescens (yellow perch) is the source of this 3005-nucleotide messenger RNA. Its product is annotated as monocyte to macrophage differentiation factor 2. The transcript is spliced from 7 exons. Bases 388 to 1095 code for a protein of 235 amino acids. Lineage: Eukaryota; Metazoa; Chordata; Actinopteri; Perciformes; Percidae. Gene Ontology annotation, molecular function: pore-forming activity. Gene Ontology annotation, cellular component: membrane. The record is from RefSeq and is a predicted model, not a curated record.
AGAGAGAGAGAGAGAGAGAGAAAGGGAGACCACCAACAUCAACAUCACCACCACCGUGCAGGAAAAACGGCUGUCCCCUCAGAGACCAUCCCCGACGCCCACACUUCCGGACUGGAGCCUCAGGAGGCAGCUGGGUCGGGAUCAGUGACUGUAAAAAGAAGGUUGGGAUGCAUCCAUCCAUCUCCCGGUGCUGCUUGAGAUGAAGAUAAGACGACGACGUCUUCUCCGGUGAAACGGCGAUGCUCGUUACGUUCCAUUUAGACCGGCCCGUUACAAUCUGAGCACAACUGAUCCAAAUCGCGGCGGCUAUUCGCCCACACUCAGAGGGGAUUCGGGCUUUAGCCAUACUGUCUGUCUGCUGUCAACUGUUGCUUAUUUCCACUGUAAAUGAAUCUUAUAAGGUUUAUGAACAACCGUGUUCCUCCUAACAAGAGAUACCAGCCCACAGAAUAUGAGCAUGCUGCCAACUGUGCCACGCAUGCGCUAUGGAUAAUUCCCAGCUUGCUGGGCAGCUCAGUAUUGCACUUCCAGUCGGAGGACCAAUGGGAGCGGCUGUCGGCCUGGGUGUACGGGGCGGGGCUCAGCUCGCUCUUCAUCAUCUCCACCCUGUUCCACACUGUGGCCUGGAAGAAGAGCCACCUACGGUCUGUGGAGCACUGUUUCCACAUGUGUGACAGGAUGGUGAUCUAUUUCUUCAUUGCAGCCUCCUACGCCCCUUGGCUGAACCUGCGGGAGCUGGGUCCCUGGGGGUGUCACAUGCGCUGGCUGGUGUGGGUCAUGGCCUCUUUUGGAACCACCUACGUCUUCUUCUUCCAUGAGAGGUAUAAGAUCACGGAGUUGAUCUGCUAUAUGGUGAUGGGAGUUUUUCCUGCCCUGGUCAUCCUCUCAAUGCCGGAGCAGUCGGGGUUAUAUGAGCUGCUGGUGGGCGGAGCCUGCUACUGUUUGGGGAUGGUCUUUUUUAAAAGUGAUGGCAUCGUCCCAUUCGCUCAUGCCAUUUGGCACCUGUUUGUAGCUAUGGGAGCAGCCAUACACUACUACGCCAUCUGGAAGUACCUUUAUGCCCAGCCAUCCAGUCAGGUCCAGACCUCCAGAUGACAUCAGCGCUGACCUCACAAGUAGCUCUAGUGUUUGAGCAACUUCAAGGGGUUAAUGUGAGCUGUGUCCCAAUUCAGGAGUUGCUUCCUUUGGAAAGCAAGUGAACCUCCUCCACAAAUAAGAUGGUGUAGUCUCACAGUAACAAAAACUAAUGGUGCAUUUAGGUGAUACUCGUCAACUUGUGAAGCAAAAAAAAAUCCACGUUCAUCACAUGGUUCAUCACCAGAAAGUUGCACUCAAUUGGCCAGUACAGAUGUAACAAGUCUACUGCAACGCUAGCUGCUCUGUGAGGCUGUACAGCGGUGCUUUGAGCUAAAUGCUAACGUCAGCAUGCUAACAUGCACACAAUGUAACAUGUUGAUAUUUAGAAGGUAUAAUGUUUCUUAAUAAUUAUAUAAUCGUCAAAGAUGCAUUUUAUCCUGAGAGGGGAAUCAGUGUAUGAACUGCACCUACUUUUAUGGAGAUCUAGCCAGUGAAAACAGUUCAUUUGAAGCCACAAAUACAAACAUCAUGAUGAUGCUAGAGGCUUGUGGAUCACCAAAGUCAUUAAGAUACAACUUCUAGGGACCAUGAAUUUUGUGAAAAAACUUUGGUGGCACAAGAGGAAAAGUCAAAAGCGGUGAACCGUCUGACCGACCGACAUUGCCAUCUCUAGGCUGGCCAGCAUGGUUAAAGAACCAGUAGUCAAACACAGGCAGGUUUAACAAUAACUGAGUUUACAGUACCAGUUGUGAUGUUUCACUUUAACACAUGAUGGACAACUGCAAACAGUGUACUAUAGUAAUGGUAAAUGCAUCAAUAUUACUUUAAUAUACCUUAAUAUACCUUAGUUUUACGCCUGGCUGCUAUUACUUACCUAAUUUAUGAGUUCAUGACGACACCUGAACGCAUCAUUAACCAAUUGCCCUGCAUGCAAUGGAUUGUAGGAUACUGUGGUGGAUACUGGAAAUAAUUCACCGGUUGUUCUGGAGGACACUGCAUUGAGGCGGCCUUUUAGCUUGUUGUUAAAACUCUGGACAUCAAAGGAGGCAACCCGUCAAUCAGGACACAGCUUCUUUUUUUUCUUUUUUUUUUUUUACCGAUCCAGUUUAGUUCAAUCUUAAAAUAUUUUUGCAGGUACUUUGGUUUCAUUCCAAUGAUCAGGGGUUUAAUUACUAUUCUUGGAGAUUUCUCUCUAUGUGGUGCAUGUCCUGAUUCAGUGUUCAGAAGCUGAAUUGAAGGCAUUGUCUUAUUGUCAAGUGGAGGACAAUGUUUACAAUUAGCUAACUUGACUAUCAUAAUUAGUUUCAGGACAUUAUUUAAAGUAUUAUUAUCAUCAAUAACAGAAGGUUAUGGUUUGAUUAUAUUUAAGAGGUUGCAACAUCAGUAAUUUACUAUUCCAAUUCAGAGCUCUAGAUAGUAUUAUUACUGUUUGUUAGUUGUGCUAUCUACACUGUAGUAUACUAUAUGGUUUAACAGCAGUUGCUUCAGUCAGUGAUUAACUGUGAUUUCUAAAUCAAGCAUGACUGUAGAAUAAUAUUUUCUUUAAUGUUGAACAUACAGAUGUUUAUGGUUUUGGUCUCGGAGACUUUACUUGUGAGCUUCCACCUUUACCCGGCUCUACACAGUAGAUUGCCAAGCAUAAUUCCUGAAUUCUAAUAGUUUACUGUUGUUGAUUAGGCUUAGUAAGUGGAGAUGUCAUCAGUACAAUUUAUACAGUAUAUAUUUAUUAAUGACGUACAGUAUAUGUUGACUUUAUCUAUAUUUUCUUCUAAUGUACUUAAAGUAUCAGCUGAUUAUCUUUGUCAUCUUCAACUUAAUGAAUGGGACCCAUUUGAUAGAGUCUUUCAAAGUUACAUGGUUGAACCUCAGAAGGGAAAACCACUGUCUGAUUCAGCACUGCCAGAAGACUGACAUACUGCCGUACCUGA